Molecule: messenger RNA, 717 nt
Organism: Trichoderma virens Gv29-8
Lineage: Eukaryota; Fungi; Ascomycota; Sordariomycetes; Hypocreales; Hypocreaceae
Exons: 5
Coding region: 1-717 (238 amino acids)
Source: RefSeq, a predicted model, not a curated record
AUGAAGGCAUCUCUCGCUCUCCUUGUGGCUACAUGUGCCAGCAGCACUCUAGCAGCAUCUCUAGGUGGCAUCAAUCCUGAUGUUAACGCCCGCGACGUUGUUACUGGAGACUUUAAGCGCACAGAAGCUUAUCCUGUGGAACCUCACCCAAGCCGCGAUAUCGAAGAAGAUGAUGAAAUAAUUAUUCCGGAUGCAGGACAGGGGAAGGGCAAAGGUGAUGGAAAAGGCAAAGGUGAUGGAAAAGGCAAGGGAGAUGGAAAAGGCAAAGGAGAUGGGAAAGGAAAAGGUGAUGGGAAAGGAAAAGGUGAUGGGAAAGGAAAAGGUGAUGGGAAAGGAAAGGGAGAUGGGAAAGGAAAAGGUGAUGGGAAAGGAAAAGGUGAUGGGAAAGGAAAGGGAGAUGGGAAAGGAAAAGGAGAUGGGAAGGGCAAGGGGGAUGGCAAAGGAAAAGGUGACGGCAAAGGAAAAGGUGACGGCAAAGGAAAGGGGAAGGGGAAGGGAGACGCCUUAUUUAAAUACACUGUCGAUUCAGGUCAUGGUAAACUUGAUAUAUCGAAUCACCAAGCGAUAAAAGAGAUCUCUAUAGCGUAUGAUGAAGAGGGUGAUAUGAGAGAUCUUACAAAAAAUGACAAAUACUGCUCGAAGUUAUUUACGUAUCCCUUUUACCCCGUUGGUUCUACUCAUCUAAGAACUGUCCUUUCUCCGAAGCCGAAUAUUUGA